GGGGAGCGGGGGGUGGGGGGGGUCUCUGGCCCCGGCGGGGCCGGUAGCCUCGCUCAGGGUCCUCUGUGCCUUGCCCGGUGCCGGGCUGAGGCAACCGCCGCCCGCUCCCGCUGGGCGUGGGGAACCCAGCCGCCCCGCUCCAGUGACAGGGUCUGCGCCUGGCCCGGGGCUCGUCCGCCCCUCUCGUCCCUCUGGGUGUCCCCGGGGCCGAGCCGCGGGCUGCCUUUGAGCCUGCGGGAAGCGUCUGGGAGCGUUUCUGCUGUAGCGGGGGGCUGCUGGCCCUCCUCGGAGCUGCCCCCGCAGCCUGCCAGGCAGCGCUGCCGCCUCGCCCCCUCUGCGCCUCGGCGCCUUCGUGCGGGCUGCCCUGCUUCUGCGGAGUGGCCUUGGGUGAAACCGUUAAUGUCCCGGGGGAAUUCGGCAGGAAGUACGUACAUCGCCUCAGAAGAUAUUGGUAUUAACCUGACAGAUCCCAUGUUCAGAGGAAUCUAUAGGGGAACACAAAAACAUCAAGAUGACUUUUUGGAUGUGAUAGAGAGAGCAGUCAAAAUUGGCAUUAAAAAGUUUUUGAUUACAGGUGGGAGUCUACAAGAUAGUAGAGAUGCAUUGCAGCUGGCACAGACAAAUGACAUGUUUUACAGUACAGUUGGCUGUCAUCCUACCCGCUGCGGAGAAUUUGAGCAGAGUAGCCCUGAACAGUAUUUAUCUGAACUAAAAAAUCUGAUUGAAAAAAAUAAGACAAAGGUAAUAGCAGUUGGAGAAUGUGGCUUAGAUUUUGACAGAUUAGAAUUUUGCCCGAAGGACAUCCAACUCAAGUAUUUUGAAAAACAGUUUGACCUGUCGGAACAGACUCAACUGCCCAUGUUCCUCCACUGUAGAAACUCACAUGCUGAAUUUUUAGACAUAAUGAGAAGGAACCGAGAUAGAUUUGUAGGAGGGGUGGUACAUUCUUUUGAUGGCACAAAGGAAGAAGCAGCAGCUAUAUUAGAUCUGGAUCUUUAUAUUGGAAUAAAUGGCUGUUCACUGAAAACAGAAGCCAACUUGGAAACACUGAAAUCAAUUCCUAGUGAACGAUUAAUGAUAGAGACUGAUGCACCUUGGUGUGGGGUGAAAAAUACCCAUGCUGGAUCAAAAUACAUUAAAACUACCUUUCCUACAAAAAAGAAAUGGGAAGUAGGGCACUGCUUGAAGGACAGAAAUGAACCCUGCCAUAUAAUUCAAGUACUGGAAAUCAUGGCAGCAGUAAGAGAAGAUGACCCACUUGAGUUGGCCAAUACUCUAUAUAACAACACUAUUAAAGUCUUCUUUCCAAAUAUAUAAGAUGUUUUUCUUAUGUUUAGUCAGCAUAACAUUACUAAACAUACUGCAAAAAACUUUAAAAUUAUCAUAUCUGCAAGUUCUUAUGAAUAGAAGCCACUAUGUAGUGCUUUUUUUUUUUUUCAUGGUACAAGAUUAAAGCUGCUUUUGAAAAGGU
Molecule: messenger RNA, 1471 nt
Organism: Phalacrocorax carbo (great cormorant)
Lineage: Eukaryota; Metazoa; Chordata; Aves; Suliformes; Phalacrocoracidae
Source: RefSeq, a predicted model, not a curated record